CAGAGAGACAGAGAGCGAGAGAGAGAGAGAGAGAGAGAGAGAAUGGCAGAGGGAAUCUAUAAUAAUGUGAGCAGUGUUGAGCUGAGUGAAGCAGACAGAGGAGAGAGAGUGGAGAAGACGGUGACGAUUUAUAUGAGUGCAGACGCUGUUAGAGCUCAGGAGACCAACACACAGAGGGAGACAACAACUCAGCAGACAGUUGUUAGAACAGGAAUCAGAUGUUCCAGACUGGCUGUGGUGUGUGUGGGGCUGCUGUGUGUUCUCCUGCUGACCACCAACAUAGUGCUGUAUAUGUACUAUAUUAGGGACCAAACCAUCAUUGCAAACUUAACUGCAGGGAGAGAAACUCUCUUAUCCAGUAUCAGAAACCUGACUGAAGAAAGAGACCAGCUAAAGAGCAGCUACCAGAAUCUGACUGAGGAGAAAGAGCAGAUAAACAACACUUACAGAAACCUCAUUCAGGAAUAUCACAUUUUACAGACCAAAUUUCAUCAUUUAGUGAAGCUGAUUGAGAAAAGCUGUUUUAAAGAAUUGAAGACUUUUGGAAGCAGCUUUUACUUUUUCUCCACUGAGAAUAAGAGCUGGAGUGAGAGCAGACAGGACUGCAGAGAGGGAGGAGCAGAUCUUGUGAUCAUAAAUAGCAAAGAAGAACAGAUGUUCCUCAUUGACCAAAAGAAUGAGAGAAUUUCUGGAUUGGUCUGACUGAUGAAGACACAGAAAAUACAUGGAAGUGGGUGGACGGCCAACCACUGACUGACGAAUUCUGGAGGAACAGUGAACCCAACAAUGGUGGUGGUGAGGAGGACUGUGCUAUUUUCACCACUGCAGACAAAGACAGUCAGCGAACAUGGAACGAUCUUUCCUGCUCAGGGAGAGAAAACUGGAUGUGUGAAUUCAAUCUGACCAACUUCCACCAGAAUACUUCAACUAAACAUUAUUAGAUGUUCACUGUUAAUCUUGGGAUAAAGGCAUAAUCAGAGGCUUUAGAAGCUGUUGAACUGAAAUUUAGAGAAUACAGGACUUGAGCAUGUUACUUUGACACAAAUAUAAUUCACAAACAAAAUUCUAAAUGAGAACCAAC
Colossoma macropomum (tambaqui) is the source of this 1081-nucleotide messenger RNA. Its product is annotated as C-type lectin domain family 12 member B-like. The coding region runs from base 43 to 702 and encodes 219 amino acids. The record is from RefSeq and is a predicted model, not a curated record. The transcript is spliced from 6 exons. NCBI's taxonomy places the organism in Eukaryota, Metazoa, Chordata, Actinopteri, Characiformes, Serrasalmidae.